CUUGAAGAGAUGACUCUGGACAUACAGAUUAUCGUCGAAGGCUUGGACACAAUUCACCAUUAGCUGAUAUCUUGAAAAGGUGCCGCUCUUUCUCAGGUGUCCUCAUUCCAAGCCCGCGAGGCCAGGCACCAUUUACAACCGAUCUGUUGGGCCUUCUCGGAAGCAGGCUUCUGGGGAAGCUACAGAUCGUAAUCCUUCCUGCGAGCGUGACACCGGCCUUUGCCAGCCAUGGCGCGGCCGGCACGUUCACAGACGUUGUUUUCCUGGUUAACGUUGUGGUCGGUACUGGUCAGCUUUCUUUCCUUCACUAGACCAGCCUCGGCAUCAAAAAACAUUACCUGGAUCGAAUACACCGGUAAUGACGGGACAAUAUGGCUCAACGACGACCGCAAACCGGCGUUGUAUACUCAAAGCUUCGGAGAUUGUCAAGGCGACUCUCUCCUGAAUGUCACCCGGUUUGACGGCGCAUACUACAAAGACAACAUGACCGUUCUUUUCCAUCUCGAGGGUACUUCUGCAUUGACGAACGAAAGUCUGAUGCUGUACAUUGGCGUCUAUGCCUACGGAGAGUCUCGCUUUGAUUUGACGUUCAAUCCUUGCAAUGCCAACAUUGACAGUCUUUGUCCCCUCAACUCAUCGAUCCCCAUUCUCGCAAACGGCAUCAUUCCAGUGGCUCAAUCGGAUGUGGCUAAUAUCCCGGCAAUUGCGCUCACAAUACCCGACUUCGAAGGCGAGGCCAUCCUGCGGAUCUUUGCAAAUUCAACUCAGUCUCAGAUUGCGUGUUUCUCCGCUGUCCUGACCAAUGGCGCCUCAUUCUCGCACCCUUCAGCUGUCGGCUCGGUCUUGGGCAUUUUCGCGCUGAUAGCCUUGAUUUCCUCGCUGGCGGUUUCGAUGUAUGGCCAGCAUGUAUCAGACAUGCGAAAACAUUACGCUCAUUCCAUCUCGGUAUUUGUGGUUUUUUCCGUCUAUCAGCACAUUUUCUUUACUGGAGCAUUGUCGAUGAAUUGGCCGAGCGUCCUCGUCGCUUUCUGGAGCAAUUAUGCAUGGUCUGCUGGGAUCAUAUACAGUCAGCACAUGCAGAACUCCAUCAACAGAUUCAUUGGGAGCAAUACCGGAAACAUCAGCGUGGUAGGGGCUGCCCCGAACGGCGAGGAUGCAACCGACCUGGGAGGCGGUUAUCAAAUCUCGCAGAUCUACAAACGAGCGGCCUUGCCUGCCUUCGAGCCACAUGAAGGCAUGGGCGUGACGAUGCGACCUACGGAAUUGGAGCACGUGCUUUCAAGACGGGAUUCGACCAAUUCAUCCUCUGGAUAUUGGUGGUAUGGUGAUCCCGUAAAGAAAGGUUUGCCUUUGCCCGGAAACUUCUCCGGCUUCGCUGGUACGCUGGCAGAGUUGAACGUCCCCGCAUCAAACGCCUUCCUUACAGCACUGUUGUGGUUCCUCAUCUUCAUUGCCUGCCUCAUUGGCGCCAUGUUUCUGCUGAAAUGGGGCAUUGAAAGUCUCGCGGCGGUACACUUGGUCAAGACGGAGCGUUUGGCGUUCUUUAGAAGACAUUGGCUAUGGUUUACAGGUGCUGCCGUCUUGAGAAGCUGCUACAUUGCCUUCUUCAUGAUGAUGCUUCUGACCAUGUUCCAAUUCACGUUUGGUGGGUCAGCUGGUGUCAAGGCUAUUGCAGCAGUCAUCUUGGUUGUCUUCCUUCUGGGUUUGCUGUGUGCUUGUGGAUAUGCGCUAUGGUACAGCACCAAGUCGGGAAUGCUACCUGAAUCACCUCGACAUGAUGACCAGGAAGCUGCUGACGAAGAAAAGCCGGCGCAUUCUGCUUGGUAUAAGCUGGGUGGCAAAAGCAGCCGUGGCAACGGCGAUCCAGAAGGGACAGCUCGAUCAAACUCAUGGCUGCAAAAGCAUGCGUUCGACUCGAACAGUGGCCGAGUCCAUGUGCAUGACGACGAAAGAUAUACCACUCGAUUUGGCUGGCUGUCUGCCCGCUUUCGACGGAGCAAGUGGUGGUUCUUUUCGUUUUGGCUGAUAUACGAACUGGUAAGAGCCGCAUUCUAUGGUGGCGCCGCUGGCCAUGCGUUGACCCAGGUCUUUGGUCUCCUGGCAUGGGAGAUCAUCUCGCUGGUGGCUAUUGUGCUCAUGAGACCUUUUGAGAGCAACCGCUUGAAUCUCUUGAUGGUCUACUUUCUGGGGUUCAGCAAGGUCGCCACAGUCGCGCUCUCUUCGGCAUUCGACCCUCGAUUCGGCUUGGCUCGGAUCAUGACGACCGUCAUCGGGGUCAUCAUCAUCGUUAUUCAGGGAAUUCUCACUAUUUGUUUGAUGAUCGGUAUUGUGUUGGGGGCAAUUUCAAGCUAUAUGUCUAUCACUCGAUACCGGGAGACUUUGAAGCCCAAAUCUUUGCUGAAACCUCGAACUCGAUAUUUCGCACAUGUCGAUCAAAAAGCUACGGAUCGACCAAAGCCUCCACCACCUCCUCCUCCUCCUGAGCCUGAGAUCCCCAAAGAACCCUAUUUUGCGGUAUCGACUGUCCGGCGAGAAGCCAAGAUUGAGGACGACCACGCCGAUAACGAGCUCCAGGGCGACCAUAUUGCGCGGCCCUCAAUGGAUCCGACCUACGAAAGAAACAAUCAGAGCCAUGUAUCACGUUCACGCACGCAAUCCAUGCGGUCUGGACCUAGUAUGUCGAACGUACCGUACGGAGCAAGAGUGCAUCGGGCGAGCUGGAGUACGAGGGACUUCCAGGAGAUGGGCAUAGGUCAAGAAGCCAACCCAACACAUUCACGCAUGAGCUUGGAGAGCACAAACGAUGCAUAUCAACGACAUCGCGCGGCCAGUCUAAGAGGACCUUCACGGAAUGGUACUCCGCUGGGAGCACUGGACCGACCAUCGUCUGGAAUUGAUCCGCAGGUCAGACGUAGCACGCAUGGGAAACGCAUAUCUACCCCCAAUGGCACGAAGAGAAACAGCUCCAAUUUGAAUGCGGACCAGGAGAACUGGCCGUUGGGGCAUCAGACUUGAGGUCUGCCGAAAAGCCGGCCUUUCACUCCGACGACUACCUUCUACGACGUUUCACGAAACCUAAUUCAUAAUCGGCAAGGAGUUGGUAGGAGGUACGAUAUAGAUCAUGGCAUUGUUUUCUAGCGAGCAUACAUAUUCUUGUUUCAGGCGCGUGGACAGACUCCCCUAGAGUCAUGGCAAGCCUGUUGCGUGGUACGGAAGACAAAAGUCAAGGAGCACCAACUCAGGCGGAAGUUCCCAUGAGAACUCAUUGUAUACACAUUAUAUACACAUUAUGACCAUAGGUAUCAUACGUCGAGCAUUGAUGUUCCUGUCGUGGGAGUUUGGUAGCUCUUCACAAUUCUAUGCGCAGUACCUGGGCAGGUACUAGCACAGCUAGUAUGUGUACUGGGCACAUGACAUCACCAAUAUAUCAC
Messenger RNA from Exophiala viscosa, 3431 nucleotides. RefSeq lists its product as uncharacterized. The transcript has 2 exons. Bases 229 to 3015 code for a protein of 928 amino acids. The record is from RefSeq and is a predicted model, not a curated record. Lineage: Eukaryota; Fungi; Ascomycota; Eurotiomycetes; Chaetothyriales; Herpotrichiellaceae. Gene Ontology annotation, biological process: fungal-type cell wall biogenesis; transmembrane transport. Gene Ontology annotation, cellular component: membrane.